AUGGACACUCCCAACAGAACGGAUAAGGAUAAUAGUAACUCUGUUGCAAUUAUUGCCGCUUCAAAUGUUGAUGGGUAUCUAAGAAAUGCAUCAAAACGAUUGCGAAUACCUGACCAGAAAGGUGGAAGGGGAACACGGCGUAAGUUGGCGAUGGUUACUUCAGUUGUAUCAGCCGAGCAGACUUGCGAGACCGAUAUCGUAGACGAUGAUUGGGAUGAAGUUGCCCUUCCUGCUACUUCUUUAGCCAAGAAAGAUCCUGUCAAAGUUGAUGUCGACCUUUCGUCUACAGCAGUGAAACCGGAAAUUAAACUUCCCAUUUUAAAAGAUGAGGUUACCGCACCAGCUGAAGUGACAAAUGACGCAUUUGUAAAGAAGGAAACAAUUAUGGUUGAAGACGACUUAGCGUCACGUAGCCACGACGGGCAGGACUCUUUCGUGAUACAAGGCUCCAAGAAGCCUCUCAUUGAACAACCACAGAGAGCAUGGCGGCGAAGCGAUCCAACGUAUGAGGCAAUGAUAGAGCAACGCGAUUUGCUUUCUGCUCAACGAAGAUCAGAGCGUAUUCGUCGUACUUCAGAAUUUGUGUUGAAUUUACUUGCUGUCUUGAUUCGUGGGCGUUUGCUUUGGCGUGAGUCUCGUCACCUGGGCCUUCUAAAAGCGUUGCUUUCUUUGAAAUUUCGAAACAAGGACCAAAAUUCUGAUUUACAAGGUGAAAUAGCGAUUUAUCAUUCAGAAAGAGAGGCAAAUUUAGUAUCUGAGUCAUUUGGAAAACAUUUUCCUUUUAUUGCCGCUAUAAGGACUGUCAAGAAGAUUAUUUUGGACUCGAAGGCUCCACAUCUUUGCAAGACAUCCCUUGCUCCAACCUGGGUGACGCUGAAUAAGGAUACCGUCAAUAAUAAAACUUCAGAAGCCGUUAGGGUUUUGCUCAAGGUUAUACAUGAUUACUUUGAAUUAAAACCAAAAACAGUUGCUCCUGAUCAAGUUCUUGAAAGUGCUUCGGCAAACCCGAGUACAGAGACCAUUAAAGGGGGGAAAAUUUCUGAAGAUAUGUUUGCUGAUUGGAGCGCCCCUAUUGUGCCUGGCUUUCUGUACAAAAAAAUACGACAAAUGCGUCGUGGAAUCAUGAAAAAUGGUUCGAAGCGGGUACCUCUCCCUCAUCCAUUAUACUUUUCAGUCUUGUUUAUAUCAUUAGCAGCAGCAGCGGGAUUACAAUGCCGCUUGGUGAUUGCAAAGAGGUUCGAAAAAGUAUCAAAGCAACUAGACACUGAUGCAAAUCAGAACCAGACGACUGAGACCAAGUUAGAGAAGAUCUCAAUUUUUAGCAAAAAGAACCUAAAGGGUGAUCAGGCAAACAAGACAGGAGGCAGAGAUGCAAUGUUAUCCUCAAAAAAGUUGCCAAUUUCUUGCUUCUGGGUUGAGGUUUGGAGCGAAGAACGACAGUGUUUUUUCGCUGUCAACCCUUGUGGGGAAUGUACAACUUUGUGGGGGGCUCCGUAUACGUUUUCUGUUGGAGGAGAUGUCAUUAUUGAUGCUACACCUCGUUAUAUUUCUAAAUAUAGCUCUGCCUACGCUUUCAACCAGCGUCUGAAUAGAUCUAGACAAAUGGCUUUUUUGUGGAAAAAUAAACUGAAUUGGGAUGAUAAUCGAGAAAUAUCAGAAAUUCUGUUGGCCUCAUUUUGCAAGGAUAUGACACCAAUAACUCGACGACAGGUGGUUCGAGAAAAAAAGCAGCUGGACUCUCUCGCGUAUUCCGAGGCAAUUCCAACGACCUUAACUGCCUUGCAUCGUCAUCCUCUUUUUGUGAUUGAGUCUGAUCUUGCCCGGCACGAGGGCGUUUACCCCAAGGACGAUACCACAAUAUUAGGCAGCGUAAAGGGACACGUUGUGUAUAAGCGCUCUGCGGUUGUUAGUCUGCGUUCUCGCGAUGGAUGGCUUCGAGAAGGGCGUAGCUUAAUAUCUGAGGAUCUGCAGCCGUACAAGGUCAUGCCUCCUCCACCUUCUCGUCCGUUUGCGGCGAAGUCAAUGUUUUACGGCAUCUGGCAGACGAAGCCGUUUGAGCCACUGCCUCUGCGUGCGGAUGGUAGCAUCCCCCAUCACCGGCAGACGUCAUGGUAUAUUCUGCUCGAUAGUCCUCCGCCGGCGGGGAUCGCGCGAUUAACGCAGCCACAAAUUGCGCGCGUAGCGCGACGCAUGCAGCUCGACUUUGGUUUGGCGGUAACUGGUUUCAUUCGCCGACGUGUAGAUGAGCGGCGGCGAGGCAAUUGGGAGGUCGUCAUCGACGGCAUCGUGGUGCGGGAGAUCGAUCAGGCGAGGCUCGUGAGUGCCUAUGAGGAGUGGGUGCAGCUGGUUCAGGAGCAGGAAGCUGCCAAACGGCGGAAUCGCGCCUUCUCGUGGUGGUUGUCUUUCUCCCAACGAUUGCUCUCGACGGAUCGGCUGCGAAACCAAUAUCUUACUGGUCUUUCCUUUGGAAGCAUGCUAACCCAUUGA
Molecule: messenger RNA, 2487 nt
Organism: Phytomonas sp. EM1
Lineage: Eukaryota; Euglenozoa; Kinetoplastea; Trypanosomatida; Trypanosomatidae
Source: the annotation of a GenBank genome assembly